UGAACUAACUGAUGAACAAAAACAACAACGAGUUCAACUUUGUCGUGAAAAUUUGGCGAAAUUUCAAACUGGUUCCUGGCGAUUAUGUGAUAUUAUAACAGGUGAUGAAACGUGGAUUUAUCAUAGACAGAUUCAUCACAAGUCAAAGAACGCAAGCUGGAUCGGCGAUGGUGAAUCACCAACUACUGUAGUUCGUCGAAGCAAAUUUGAAUCAAAAAAUUUAUUUUCUAUUUUCUUUAAAUCGAAUGGUCCCGUUCUUAUACAUUGUGUUGAUGAAGGCAAGACUAUAGAUCACAACUACUAUAUUGAAAAUUGCCUCAAGCUCGUUGUCAAGGAAAUAUUGAAACAAAGAAGGUCAGCAGAUACAAAAGGUAUCAAAUUGCUUCACGACAAUGCUGGACCCCAUAUUCAUUAUGAUGUUAUUAAUUAUUUAACAGAAGAAGGUAUCAAUAUAAUGCCACAUCCACCAUAUUCACCUGACCUUGCACCGUGUGAUUAUUGGCUAAAUGAUUGCAUCAAGCAUAAUUUAACUGAUCAACUAAAUGAAAAAUCAUUAGCUCGUGAUAUUUAUGUUGAUAAUGGAUACUCGAAUAGUCGAGUCGAUAAAUGGACAUCAAAUACAACUAGUAGUAUUCCAGCUAUGUAUAUGUAUGGACAAUGUUAUGGUCUCUUUGUCGAUAUCACGAACACAUUGUACUGUUCAUUGUUUACUUAUCAUCAAGUUAUUUCAAAUUCACAGAGACAAGGUUCAAAUGCAUGGACUAUUGUAGCUGGUAAUGGUGUUGUAGCAUUAACAUCGGCAUCACUUUAUAAUCCUCGUGGAAUCUUUGUUGAUACGAAUUUGAACUUGUAUGUGGCAGAUAGUGAAAAUGAUCGAAUUAUAAGCUUUGUUGUUUAA
This is a messenger RNA of Rotaria sp. Silwood2, 898 nucleotides long. NCBI's taxonomy places the organism in Eukaryota, Metazoa, Rotifera, Eurotatoria, Philodinida, Philodinidae. The record is from the annotation of a GenBank genome assembly.